Purpureocillium lilacinum is the source of this 1299-nucleotide messenger RNA. RefSeq lists its product as uncharacterized. NCBI's taxonomy places the organism in Eukaryota, Fungi, Ascomycota, Sordariomycetes, Hypocreales, Ophiocordycipitaceae. The record is from RefSeq and is a predicted model, not a curated record. Gene Ontology annotation, molecular function: FAD binding.
AUGACGCAAACGACACCACCCAGGGCGACGGUUCCGCUGAAAAUCCUCAUCGUCGGCGCGGGCGUCGCUGGCCCCGCCACCGCAUUCUGGCUCUCGCGCCUGGGCCACGACUGUACCAUCGUCGAGCGCUAUCCCGGCCUUCGCGUCAACGGCCUGCAGAUCGACGUCCACGAUGCGGGCGCAGAAGCCGCAGAUCGCAUGGGCGUCCUGGACGAAAUCCGGCGCCGGCGAGUCGAAGAAGAGGGGACCAAGUUUGUCGACGCCGAGGACCGUGUACAGGCCAUUUUCGGACGAAACGACGGCAAGAAGCAAACUCUGACCAGCGAGUACGAGAUUAUGCGCGGCGACCUGUGCAAGCUGCUCUACGAGAGAACGGAGGAGAAAGUCAAGUACAGAUUCGGAGUGACCGUCGACGACUUCAGGAACGGCACAGACGGUGUUACGGUUACACUAUCCGACGGCACGGUCGAGAGAUACGACCUGCUCAUUGGCGCCGACGGACAAGGCUCUCGGGUACGCAGAAUUAUGCUGCACCAGAACGCGGAAGCGUCGUACAGGCGCCUCAACGCCUUCUGCUGCUACUUCACCAUGCCGCGUCAGCCCGAGGACAAGGACAACAUGGCGACCAUCUGCCACGUGCCGGGACAGCGUUUCAUCAUGACCCGCUGGCACACGCAGGCGCGGGGUCAAACAUAUCUCUUCACCAUGAGCCACACCGAGGAGCUGCGCGAGGCGCUCAAGAAGGACCUCGAGGCCGAGAGGCAGGCAUUCACAUGUGCAUUCGCGGACGCUGGGUGGAAAGUGCCGCGACUGCUCCAGGACAUGCAGACUGCCGAAGAUUUUUACGGCCAGGAGCUGGUGCAGGUGGUGUGCCCAAACUGGUCUCUCGGACGGGUCGUGUUGGUUGGUGACGCCGGGUAUGCGCCGUCACCGUUUACGGGCAUGGGCACCAGUCUCGCCUUCAUCGGAGCCUACGUGCUGGCGGGCGAGAUCGCGAGUCACCCCGGCAACCUGCCGGCCGCUUUCGCCGCCUACGACAAGACGCUGCGGCCGAUGGUGGAGAAGACGCAGAAGCUGCCGCCUGGGUUCCCAGGGGCGGCCUUUCAGGAGACGGGGCUGAAGGUAGGGGUGCUGCAUUGGACGGUGUGGCUGCUCAGUGGCAUGUUCCAGCUGGCGCUGGUGCUGAGGCUCCCCGAGGCAUUCUCGGCGAUUGGCAAGUGGUUCCCGGGCAAGGAGUGGACGCUGCCCGUGUAUGAUGAGCUGGAGGCAGUGCGGCCCAAGAACCCGUACCCGAUAUGA